Molecule: messenger RNA, 1563 nt
Organism: Didymosphaeria variabile
Lineage: Eukaryota; Fungi; Ascomycota; Dothideomycetes; Pleosporales; Didymosphaeriaceae
Gene: RMD1
Product: sporulation protein rmd1
Exons: 2
Coding region: 1-1563 (520 amino acids)
Source: RefSeq, a predicted model, not a curated record
AUGGCGUCGAGCUCGACCGAAACCACGCCGCUAAUUUCUUCAAUGUCGCACGGCUCGACUGGGCCCCGCCCUGUGGCUCCACGGCCGCAAAGGACUGUCACCUUCAAUCCCACCGUCCAGUCGAGCAGUCCCAAGCAACAGCCACGCGCGGCGCCGCCCUCCGGUCCUCAACCCGUCACAAAUGCACCUGGACAGGGUGGGAAGCCCAUGAUGACUUCGCUCAACAAUAGACUGAGGAGAAGGAAUAGCUCUGGAGCUGCCAUGCUCCCGCACCAUGGCCCGGCACCCAAGAUUGGUCCCCAGAGAACAACGAGGACGGCUCAGAAGCUCAAGCUCCUGCCAGAUCCGGAGCAUGGCGACGAGGACGAUGACGAGGAAAGCGGCCGGGAUGUCUACGUGCAGUAUACUCGCAUAAAGGAUCCCACCGCCAGAAGAGAUGCUGCCCGAUUAGGAAAGGCAGAUCGGGAGCGCCUGCCCAGAGUGACGGCUUACUGCACUGCGGCUUCCUACAAGAUGGACGACCUAAUGCGCUUUCUCAAAGGCAAGGCACGGCUAAGAGGUGCUCAACCGAAGCGCUUCGACGAGUGUAUAUAUUCACCGUACAACUACGGGACCAAGGGGCCGGAGAAGGUUGCGAGUACAAGCGUCGAGGAACAACAUCCGCCUGAGAGACAGCGGAGAUACUCUGACAGCGCCAUUGAGGUCGACGCCGAGAACGAGCGAAGAAGAGAAGUACUAAUAGACCUACAUGACAACGAAGAUGCCCCAUCAAUAGGCCACGGCGAAGGAUCCGACCAUCGGGAACGACCUGCGCCCAUGCACGCAGACUCCGAUCCAUCCAUGGACACCCAAGACUUCGACACUCUAGUACACACUCCUGAAGUCUUCCUGUUCGAAUACGGCACAGUAGUGAUAUGGGGCAUGACGACACAAGAAGAGAAACGCUUUCUCAAGGAGAUAGCUAAAUUCGAAGUCGACAAGCUCGGAAAGGACGAGAUUGAGACAGAGGAAUUCAACUUCUACUACACGCGCGAAUACCAGGCUCGCAUCUACAACGACUUCAUUUCGCUCCGAGACAAGAAGAAUUACAUGAUUAAGCUCGCCAUCAGUCACGGUCUGUCGCAGUCUGUGAAGACCUCGCUGUUCGAGGAUCUCGUUGACAACACCAUCGACGAUACGAAGGACAUACCCGCACAGAUUGCGGUAUCCGGAAAAAUCAAUCUAAACAAGAAGCAGAUCAACAUGCAAAUCGGCGAGUUGUUCAUCCUGAGGAUCAGCAUUCAUUUACAGGGUAGCGUGUUAGACGCACCAGAGCUCAUGUGGGCGGAACCGCAACUAGACCCCGUUUACCAGGCCGUAAGAAGCUAUCUGGAAAUGGACCAGAGAGUCAGCUUGUUGACGGAGAGGCUGAACGUUAUUGGAGACUUAUUGGCGGUGUUGAAGGACCAGCUGACAGUCACGCAUGGCGAGCUUCUCGAGUGGAUCGUUAUCAUCCUCAUCUUUGCUGAAGUUGUGGUUGCGGCCAUCAAUAUCGUUGUGGAUCUGAAUGCUGCAGGCGAUUAA